GGUUUUGGGGUACAUGUGAAUAACAUGCAAGAGUGUUGCCUCGGUACACACACGGCAGGGUGAUUUGCUGCUUUCCUCCCCAUCACCUAAAUCUGGCAUUUCUCCCCAUGCUCUCUCUCCCCAACUCCCCACCCCUGCUGUCCCUCCCCUAUUUCCCCCCAACAGACCCCAGUGUGUGAUGCUCCCCUCCCUGUGUCCAUGUGUUCUCAUUGUUCAACAUCCACCUAUGAGUCAGAACAUGCGGUGUUUGAUUUUCUGUUCUUGUGUCAGUUUGCUGAGAAUGAUGGUUUCCAGGUUUAUCCUUGUCCCUACAAAGGACACGAACUCAUCGUUUUUUUAUGGCUGCAUAAUAUUCCAUGGUAUAUAUGUGCCGCAUUUUUGCUGUCCAGUCCAUCAUAGAUGGGCGUUUGGGUUGGUUCCAGGCCUUUGCGAUUGUAAACAGUGCUGCAGUGAACAUUCAUAUGUUAAAACCAGGUACCAUAAUCUCUCACCUGUUUGCUCUGUUUGUUCUGUUUGGGCAUAUUUCCACCUCCAGCCAUUAAAGGCAUUAAUCCGUUUUGAGUUUAUUUUUGUAUAUGGUGUUAGAUAAGGGUCACAUUUCAUUAUUCUUGUGGAUAUCCAGGUUCCCCAACAGUAUUUAAUGCAGAGACUAUUUUUUUCUCCAUUGUGUGUUCUUGGCAUCUUUAUAAAAAAUGAGUUGACCUUAAUGAAUGGGUUUAUUUCUCAUCUCUCUAUCCUGUUCCUCUGACCAAUGUGUCUGUUUUUAUGUCAGAACCACUCUGUUUUAGUUACCAUAGCUUUGUGAUCAAUUUCGAAGUCAGGUACUAUGAUGCCUUUAGCUUUAUAUUUUUGCUCAUGAUUGCUUUGGCUUUGGAGGUCUUUUGUAGUUCCAUUCAAAUUUUAGAAUUGUUUCUAUUUUUGUGAAAAUUUGAUGGGAUUGCAUUGAGUCUGAAGAUUGCUCUGGGUAAUAUGGAUACUUUAGCAAUAUUAAUUCUUCCAACCCAUGAACACUUGAUAACUCUGCAUUUAUUUAUGUUGACUAUAAUUUUUCAUCAAUGUUAUUGUUUUCCAUAUACAGAUUUUUCACUUCCUUGAUUAAAGUUACUCUUCAUUAUUUUGUUUAUGGCAUUGUGAAUGGGGUUGGUUUCUUAAUUUCUUUUUUAAGUACUUUGUUGUUUGUGCUAAGAAAUAUUACUGAGUUUUGUGUGCUAAUUUUGUACCCUACAGGGUGACUGAAUUUAUCAGUUUGAAUAGUUUUUCAGUGGACUUUGUUUUGUUUUAUUUUGAGACAGAGUCUUGCUCUGUCACUCAGGCUGGAGUGCUGUGGAGCAAUCUCAGCUCACUGCAGCCUCCGUCUCCCAGGCUCAAGCAAUUCUCUUGCCUCAGCCUCUGGAGCAGCUGGGAUUAUAGGCAUGUGCCACCGCACCCAGCUAAUUCUUGUCAUUUUAGUAGCAACAGGGUUUUACCAUGUUUCCCAGGCUGGUUUUGAGCUCCUGGCCUCAAGUGAUCCUCCCGUCUUGGCCUCCCAAAGUGCUGAGAUUACAGGUAUGAGCCACUACGCCUGGCCCUUUGAGGAUGUUCUGUGUGUUAGGUAAUGUCAUCAGCAAACAGAAACGGUUUCGCUUCUUUUUCUAUUUGAAUGCUAUUUAUUUCUCUUGCCUCAUUGCUCUGGCUAAACUUUUACAACUAUCUUGAAUUAAGUGCUGAGAGUGGUCAUUCUUGAAUUCCCUAUCUUAGAGGACAAACUUUCAACUUUUUACCAUUAAAAACAUCAUGAUGGCCCCGCCAGCUGAAGCCCCCGCGCCGGCGCCAUGUCAAAGAAGAAAGGAUUGAGUGCAGAAGAAAAGAGAACUCGCAUGAUGGAAAUAUUUUUUGAAACAAAAGAUGUAUUUCAGUUAAAAGACUUGGAGAAGAUCGCUCCCAAAGAGAAAGGCGUUACUUCUAUGUCAGUAAAAGAAGUGACUUCAAAGCUUAUGGUUGACUGUGAGAGGAUCGGAACUUCUAAUUAUUAUUGGGCUUUUCCAAGUAAAGCUAUUCAUGCAAGGAAACGUAAGUUGGAGGCUCUGGAAUCUCAGUUGUCUGAGGGAAGCCAAAAGCAUGCAAGCCUACAGAAAAGCAUUGAAAAAGCUAAAAUUGGCAGAUGUGAAACGGAAGAGCGAAACGCUAGCAAAACGGAAGAGCGAAACGCUAGCAAAAGAACUUUCUUCACUUUGAGACCAAAGGGAACAGCUAAAGGCAGAAGUAGAAAAAUACAAAGAUGUGACCCACAAGUCGUGGAAGAAAUACGCCAAGCAAAUAAAGUAGCCAAAGAAGCUGCUAACAGAUGGACUGAUAACGUAUUUGCAAUAAAAUCUUGGGCCAAAAGAGAAUUUGGGUUUGAAGAAAAUAAAAUUGAUAAAACUUUUGGAAUUCCAGAAGACUUUGACUACAUAGACUAAAAUAUUCUAUGGCGGUGAAGAAUGUAAAUUUUAAACUAUUAUCUAAAGUGUACUGAAUUGUCAUUUGCCUAUAACUGUAUGUACUCUUUUAUUAAUGUUAAAGUGUAAAAUGCAAAAAAAAAAAAAACCCAUCAUGAUGUUAAAUGCAGGUUUUCAUAUGUGGCCUCUAAUGUGUUGAAGUACAU
Messenger RNA from Callithrix jacchus (white-tufted-ear marmoset), 2623 nucleotides. The record is from RefSeq and is a predicted model, not a curated record. Lineage: Eukaryota; Metazoa; Chordata; Mammalia; Primates; Cebidae.